This is a messenger RNA of Sycon ciliatum, 1296 nucleotides long. RefSeq names its product eukaryotic translation initiation factor 4E type 2-like. Gene Ontology annotation, biological process: translational initiation. Gene Ontology annotation, molecular function: translation initiation factor activity; RNA 7-methylguanosine cap binding. Gene Ontology annotation, cellular component: cytoplasm; eukaryotic translation initiation factor 4F complex. The coding region runs from base 180 to 893 and encodes 237 amino acids. NCBI's taxonomy places the organism in Eukaryota, Metazoa, Porifera, Calcarea, Leucosolenida, Sycettidae. The record is from RefSeq and is a predicted model, not a curated record. The transcript is spliced from 9 exons.
AGUAGAGAAGCAACUGACUCGUGAGAAGCUCAGAAGGCCAAUUUUUUCUAGUUCGAUAGCCCUUUCAUUUUGUAGUCGAGACUGACCUUGAGCGAAAUUCACUUUAUCUUGAGUAUCCUGCUUCGUUAGUGCUGCUUGCUGUUUUAUUAUAAUUAUAACUAUUACUCUGGAUCGCCGUCAUGUCGAAUCACACCAUGGCGAAAGACAAUAACAGAUACGCUGCCUUAGAGCAAGAUCAAACAGAUACAACGACUUCAGAAUCGUCAGAAACACCAUCGUCUCAAGCCCAGCAGAAUACCAUAGCAGAGCACCCACGCGCUAAGUGUGUACCUGGGCCAGGUGAGCAUGUACUGCAGUACACGUACUCCGUCUGGUUUGCCAAGAAACCACAGGGAGCACAGCGCAGUGCUGUCAACUACGAGCAGAGCAUCAAACUCGUCGGUUCAUUCUGCACGGUGGAGCAGUUCUGGCACCUUUACAGUUACAUGAACCGGCCAAAUGACCUGGGCAAUAAUGUCGAUAUCCAUGUUUUUAAGGAUGGCAUCAGACCCAUGUGGGAGGAUGAUGCAAAUAAACAUGGCGGCAAGUGGAUCGUCCGGUUACGAAAAGGCCUGGCUGCAAGAUGCUGGGAAAAUGUGAUCAUGGCCAUGCUUGGUGAGCAGUUCAUGGUUGGUGAUGAAAUGUGCGGUGCUGUCCUCUCCGUUCGGUAUCAGGAGGAUAUUAUCUCAGUGUGGAAUCGAACAAGCAGUGACACCGGCAUUACAAAUCGGAUACGGGACACAAUGAGUCGGGCAUGCACGCUACCCACCAACACAAUCAUGGAGUACAAAGCACAUACGCACAGCUUGAGGGAUAACUCCAGUUACCGCAACACCGAUGUCUUCGUACGGUGAUGUUUGAACCGGUUCUCAUUACCGGCACCGGCGGUUGCUAUUGCUACAGCUACCUAGUUAUGCGUAUAACAUGACAGACUAAGUUCUGCAAAAACCACCAUAACUCAUCAUUCUCAUUGACAUUUAAUGCGUGUUGCCAAAUUCAACCAUGAAAAGAAAGUUUUUAACUUGCUCAGUACGCCCAUGUACAACCCAACCUAUAACAACUCAUGUUCCUGUCUAUCCGUACCUAUUCCUGCUAUGCUGUUGUUGGCUUGUUACACAUUGUCGCUUUGUUUUAUACGUCCACUAGUGGUGCAUGCAGGGCAUGACAGCUGUUUCAUGUGUUGCCCGCCCGCUUCUACUAUCUUGCUUUAUGAUAGUGUCUUGACAUGGCUUGAUGUCUACUACCAAGAGUACAUAA